Messenger RNA from Oncorhynchus kisutch (coho salmon), 4368 nucleotides. RefSeq names its product claudin-8. Lineage: Eukaryota; Metazoa; Chordata; Actinopteri; Salmoniformes; Salmonidae. Gene Ontology annotation, molecular function: structural molecule activity. The transcript has 2 exons. Bases 484 to 1653 code for a protein of 389 amino acids. The record is from RefSeq and is a predicted model, not a curated record. Gene Ontology annotation, cellular component: membrane; bicellular tight junction.
ACACAGACAGUCCUCACAGGUCCUCCUUUGUACCCUGAUCCUAUAAGCCAACCAGGUGAGAGCAGAGUUUCUCUCCCAUAGCAGACAGUAGUUACCCAACACCCAGUGCUAUUGUCUGUCUCAUACUUCACCAUCAAAGCUGAGAAAAGGAAAGGUCACCUCUCUGCCUCGGAUACUACUCCAACCGUACAGGAUUUUCAUUUGUUUUGGGACAUUGUAUGGGGACAUGGACUCAUCUCCAACUUAGACCAUUUCUGAGGUCUGAAAACAUCAGAGAAAAGUAGAUUUGGUAGUCAACUGUCACUAAGGUUUUUUUGUCAGAAGGACUCUGAGAUUUGGGAGUCAACUAUCACUAAGGUUUCUUUGUCAGGAGGACUCUGAGAUUUGGGAGUCAACUAUCACUAAGGUUUCUUUGUCAGGAGGACUCUGAGAGUUCGUUUGGACCCUGAUUGUUUCUCUGGACCCUUAACAACGGACGACGUGAUGUUCCAGGGCGUGUCUGAGAUCGCGGCGCUGUGCACGGGACUGGUGGGUCUGAUCGGCGCAGCUGCCGUCACCGGGAUGCCCAUGUGGAAGGUUACGGCCUUCAUCGGAGAGAACAUCAUCGUCAUGGAGACGCGCUGGGAGGGCCUGUGGAUGAACUGCUAUAGACAGGCCAACAUCAGGAUGCAGUGUAAAGUGUACGACUCUCUGCUGUAUCUCCCCGCAGACCUGCAGGCUGCAAGGGGCUUGAUGUGCUGCUCUCUGGCUCUCUCAGGGAUGGGUCUACUGGGGGCUCUAGCAGGGAUGCGCUGUACCUCCUGCAUCCAGGACAACGACCGCGUUAAGAGCCUCAUCCUCAUGGUGGCUGGAGGCAUGCAGUUACUGGCCUCUAUCUGUGUGUUCAUCCCAGUCUCCUGGACGGCUCACGCCAUAAUCCGUGACUUCUAUAACCCUUUGCUGAUCGACGCACAGCGCAGGGAGUUGGGAGAGGCUCUCUACAUCGGUUGGGUGACCGGAGCCUUCCUCCUGACCUCUGGGCUUCUCUUCCUCUGUCGCCGCGUCCACUCCAACAAAGCCUCGUUCGAUAUCUAUCACCCAGCCAACGGGAUCAACAAACCCACUCUGAUGCGCUACCAUCCCAUCUCCAGCGUUCUUAGCGUGAGGGCUCACCGCCAGCCCGGUCUGAACUACCAACAAAGUCACAGCUUCGAUGCAUACCAACACCACCAAGCUCCGAUUCUUCAUAACGCUCCUUAUGGACAACAAGGGGUCGUCAUGAACCCUCCUGCUGCUGUGUAUGACUCUAGCUCGGUGGAGAACGUUGGGCCGUUGGUCUAUCACCAUGGCAACGGACAUCAUGUUGACGGACACCAUCCCUCCACCUCUAACAGCUCCAACUACGUCAGCAGCUUGUCCACUCUGGCUAACUCCCUAUACAUCAGCCAACAGACUCCGUACUCCUAUAACCACCUGACCGCUCCGUAUACCACAUAUACCGGUAGUCAACAGACAAAUCCAUACUCCUACAGUCAUCCGGGAAACCUGUCCGUUUCACAAAACUCCAGUUUUCAAGCCGUACCUCAGAAUCCUGUUUUUAUCGGGUAUAAGGGCUCCAGAGUUCAACCAUCGCAGUCUCACCACAGUGGAAGCAGUGUAGGUGUGUACAUCUGAAUAGACUGCAAAGAGACCAGUCAUCGUCUGAUACUCACUGUACCUUAACAAAUGUAUCUCCUGUGUAUGGUUAUUAGAAUCACAUGGUAUUUUUUUUUUGAAAAGUUAAAUGUCUGUUUUGGUAUUCUGGUAAAACUGUAAUGUGUUCAGUGUUUGGGACAGUUAUAGCUGUGUAGAGUGUUCAGUGUUUGGGACAGUUAUAGCUGUGUAGAGUGUUCAGUGUUUGGGACAGUUAUAGCUUGUGUAGAGUGUUCAGUGUUUGGGACAGUUAUAGCUGUGUAGAGUGUUCAGUGUUUGGGACAGUUAUAGCUGUGUAGAGUGUUCCGUGUUUGGGACAGUUAUAGCUGUGUAGAGUGUUCAGUGUUUGGGACAGUUAUAGCUGUGUAGAGUGUUCAGUGUUUGGGACAGUUAUAGCUUGUGUAGAGUGUUCAGUGUUUGGGACAGUUAUAGCUGUGUAGAGUGUUCAGUGUUUGGGACAGUUAUAGCUGUGUAGAGUGUUCAGUGUUUGGGACAGUUAUAGCUUGUGUAGAGUGUUCAGUGUUUGAGACAGUUAUAGCUGUGUAGAGUGUUCAGUGUUUGGGACAGUUAUAGCUUGUGUAGAGUGUUCAGUGUUUGGGACAGUUAUAGCUGUGUAGAGUGUUCAGUGUUUGGGACAGUUAUAGCUUGUGUAGAGUGUUCAGUGUUUGGGACAGUUAUAGCUGUGUAGAGUGUUCAGUGUUUGGGACAGUUAUAGCUGUGUAGAGUGUUCCGUGUUUGGGACAGUUAUAGCUGUGUAGAGUGUUCAGUGUUUGGGACAGUUAUAGCUGUGUAGAGUGUUCAGUGUUUGGGACAGUUAUAGCUUGUGUAGAGUGUUCAGUGUUUGGGACAGUUAUAGCUUGUGUAGAGUGUUCAGUGUUUGAGACAGUUAUAGCUGUGUAGAGUGUUCAGUGUUUGGGACAGUUAUAGCUGUGUAGAGUGUUCAGUGUUUGGGACAGUUAUAGCUGUGUAGAGUCUAGAAACUCUAUUCUACGUUUUUCUUCUGUAAUGUGAUUAUUCAUGUACCAUUUGGGUGUGUUUGUCAGUCCGCUGCUGGCGUCUUUUUGACCUUACCUGUCAUGUGACCUCAGUAAACAAAAAGUUUGGUUUCUCCAGUAAAGAACAUCAUGUUUGAUUCUGCAUACGGGAGAGCCACUUCAAAACGAGGUGAUUUUCGUUGGAGCAGGUCAGGAGAGCAUUUUUCGCUAACCUUUUUCAUAAACUUAAACCUCAGUCUCCUAACCUGCUGUGUUUAUUCUCCUAACCUGCUGUGUUUAUUCUCCUAACCUGCUGUGUUUAUUCUCCUAACCUGCUGUGUUUAUUCUCCUAACCUGCUGUGUUUAUUCUCCUAACUUGCUGUGUUUAUUCUCCUAACCUGCUGUGUUUAUUCUCCUAACCUGCUGUGUUUAUUCUCCUAAAUUGCUGUGUUUAUUCUCCUAACCUGCUGUGUUUAUUCUCCUAACCUGCUGUGUUUAUUCUCCUAACUUGCUGUGUUUAUUCUCCUAACCUGCUGUGUUUAUUCUCCUAACCUGCUGUGUUUAUUCUCCUAACCUGCUGUGUUUAUUCUCCUAACCUGCUGUGUUUAUUCUCCUAACCUGCUGUGUUUAUUCUCCUAACCUGCUGUGUUUAUUCUCCUAACCUGCUGUGUUUAUUCUCCUAACCUGCUGUGUUUAUUCUCGAUUAAAGUCUGUUUUUUAUUGAAGUGGCCUGAAAAGUGUUUCUCUUCUGCAUAUGGUACUUUAGCGCUCUCCAUUAAGUCGUAUGCCUUUGAUAGCAUUGUUAGCAUUAGUGGUAAUAACGUUGUUCUUUAACGACUUACCUCAUGUUGCCAACGGUUGUUUUUGAUGAACUUUGAAACAUUGAUAUCAUUAUUUUGGAGAGCUUGAUGAAACUGCUAGCUUAGUAUGGCUCUAAUAGUUUAGGGCAUUUCCUUGUAAAAAGGACCCAUGAGCACCAACAUGUCAAGUUCAUAGAAGCAUGUCAAAUUGUAUGUGGAAUGAAAACUAAGUCUAUAUUUAGCGAGAGAACAUCCCUGGUCAUCCCUACUGCCUCUGAUCUGGAGGACUCACUAAACAGAGAACAUCCCUGGUCAUCCCUACUGCCUCUGAUCUGGAGGACUCACUAAACAGAGAACAUCCCUGGUCAUCCCUACUGCCUAUGAUCUGGAGGACUCACUAAACAGAGAACAUCCCUGGUCAUCCCUACUGCCUCUGAUCUGGAGGACUCACUAAACAGAGAACAUCCCUGGUCAUCCCUACUGCCUCUGAUCUGGUGGACUCACUAAACAGAUAACAUCCCUGGUCAUCCCUACUGCCUCUGAUCUGGAGGACUCACUAAACAGAGAACAUCCCUGGUCAUCCCUACUGCCUCUGAUCUGGAGGAAUCACUAAACAGAGAACAUCCCUGGUCAUCCCUACUGCCUCUGAUCUGGAGGACUCACUAAACAGAGAACAUCCCUGGUCAUCCCUACUGCCUCUGAUCUGGAGGACUCACUAAACACACACACUGUUUGUAAAUUACAUCUGAGUGUUGGCGUGUGCCCCUGGAUUUUGGUAAAAUUUUAAAAUCAAGAAAAUCAUGCCUUCUGUUUUGAUUUAUGGAAUUUUAAAUUGUUUAUACUUUUACUUUUGAUACGUAAAUAUAUUUACCAAAUACUUUUAGACUUUUACUAGUAGUAGUAUUUUACUAGUAGUAGUAUUU